GUAUACAAGCUAUCGAUUGGGGCCGCUUGCACUCUAUCCUGGCCGUCCGAUCGGAUCAUAAUCCAAAUUCUGGAUGAUUCCACGGAUCCAACGGUCAAGACGGUACUGGUAUGACUGUUCUCUAAGGACAGAAAGCAGACAUAAAGUUUAGACUUUUGAGGUCGUACGCUCAUCACAAAAAUGCAACUUGUCUUUUUUCUAGAAAUGCUAGGUUAGCAUCUCGUACUGAAUGCUCACAUGGAAAACGUUCUUCGAAAAUCCUGUUAGGCUCAGAUGUCCGAUCUUCCAUAACGUGCGGUGGAGGACCUGCCAAUUGCAGUUCGGGAAAUUCUUCGUUAAAUACCACUCUGGUGUAUGUAAAUGAAAUAAACCGGCAGCAAGAAUUACUGCAACUUCCACCCGAGCUCCAAAAUAUUUUUUUGUUAAGUUGUCAACUGGUCAUCUUUUGUUAUUUUCUCAUACAUUCUCUCAUCUUUCAGGGCAAAUUACUAAAAUACUCACGUGCAUUCCUUGAUCACAUAAUGUUUAUUGAAUUAAUUAUUAUAGAAUAAACUGGGCACUUUGAUUUUGCUAUGUUGUUUUUAUAUAUUAUAUAUGUUGUAAAUUAUGUGGAGACAAAUACAAUAGUGCUGUGGCCACAAGGAGAGCAAUGUGAAAUAGCACUAUAAUGUAAUUGCAUACUUGGUUCAUUUGAGUAUAUUGCAGCUGUUGAUGAAAUGUGUGCUGGAAAUAAUAUCAUUUUCCUGUCUAUCUACAUAGAAUAUAUUAGUAUAUACUGGAUUUUUAUUGGGAUACUUGCCGAGGCCUAUGUAUAAUCAGAGAACACGGCAUUUUCAUUGGGAUCUUGGCUUUUAAUGAAUUCAACUAAUUGCUGUAUCAAAUUUUUCUUGAGUAAAAUUACACUUUUGGAGACUAGUAACUUGGUUGUGUAAGGCUGUCCAACUCUGUUCAACGAGUAGAUGAGCUGGUCAGGUUGAGCGAACAAAUUGGGACGGGUGGAUCAGAUAGACAAGAUGGGCUGCUUGGAUAGUGUGCCCCAGUUCACCUGUCUUGAUGGGCCAAUCAGAUUGCUCUAUGGGGCGGUCAGGAAGGACACACUAGUUUGACUGAUUGUACUAGGUAGGCUAGUAUGAUUGGAUCAGUAAUCGGACAGAGCAAACAGACUAUAUGUAUUAAGCAUGUCAUAUUGGUUGAAAGAAUCAGAUAGACUUGGAUAGAUUAAAUUAUUCAACUAACGUUAUUGAAUUGAAAUGAACUAUAUUCCCUUAUUCAGAAUUCUAUUCUCACUCAGAUUUUGUCCAUCCUAUUCUAUUGUACCAAAUGCAGCAUAACAAAAUGGACCACUAAAUAUAUUGAUAUAUUUCAGUUGCAUGUUUUAGUGAGAUCUUGGAUAUGGCUAAAAGCUCUGCCACUAGUCUCUUUUCCUUAUCAAGGCUUAACAUUAUUAAUGACAGACUACUCAUAUCUUGCCAUGCUGCCAUUUGUUUUGACUAAAGCUACUGCAUUUAUUUUAAAUAGAUUUUCAUUUCAGGGCAUGGUGGAAAUUGAAUGCAGGCAUUGGGCAAGCAAAGGCAUUAAUAUACACUAUGAAGUUAGGAAUAACAGGAAAGGGUACAAAGCUGGUGCAUUGAAACUGGGAAUGGAACAUAGCUAUGCCAAAGAAUGUGAAUUCGUUGCCAUUUUUGAUUCUGAUUUCCAACCAGAAGCUAAUUUUCUCAAAAGAACCAUUCCUUUUCUUGUUCAUAAUCCAAGGAUCGCACUUGUUCAAACACGAUGGCAAUUUGUGAACUUCAGUGAUUGCCUCAUGACAAGGAUACAAAAGAUGACAUUGGAUUACCACUUUAAAGUGGAGCAAGAAGUAGGUUCAUCCACCUUUGCAUUUUUUGGCUUCAAUGGGACUGCUGGUGUGUGGCGUAUAUCUGCAAUUAAUGAAGUUGGAGGCUGGAAGGAUAGAACCACUGUUGAGGAUAUGGACUUGGCUGUACGAGCAACUCUCAGAGGCUGGAAACUUUUAUAUGUGGGUGAUGUAAAGGUUAAAAGUGAAUUGCCCAGUACUUUCAAGGCAUACCGGCGCCAGCAGCAUCGUUGGACUUGUGGAGCUGCACACUUGUUCCGGAAAAUGGGCAUUGAGAUAUUAAAGGCCAAGGAAGUAUCAAUAUGGAAGAAAUUCCAUCUAACCUACAGUUUUUUCUUUGUAAGGAAGAUUGUAGCCCAUUUAGUCACAUUCUUUCUAUAUUGUGUCGUGAUCCCAACAUCUGUUUUGGUUCCUGAAGUCACCAUUCCAGCAUGGGGAGUAGUGUAUAUUCCUUCUACAAUUACCAUUUUGAAUGCCACAAGAAAUCCUAGUUCCCUACAUCUUAUGCCAUUUUGGAUCUUGUUUGAGAAUGUCAUGGCCAUGCACCGGAUGAAAGCAACUAUAAUUGGUCUAUUGGAGGCUGGUACUUUUGAUGAAUGGAUCGUCACAGAUAAGCUGGGAGAUACCCUCCAGGAUAAAAUUAGAAUCCCAUUACUAGAACGGGCUUCAACCAGUCUAAGGGACAGAUUGAACUUACCAGAACUUGGGUUUGCUGCAUUCCUGUUUCUUUGUGCCUGCUACAAUCUUGCCUAUGGUCAAAACUACUACUAUGUUUAUAUCUAUGUUCAAGCCGUUGCAUUCUUGGUUGUUGGCUGUGGCUAUGUUGGAACCUUUAUCACAAACCCGUAGCUAUGCUGAUGCAGUUUUAUAUAUCUUGACAAAACUUUUUGAGGAUUACUGACUGGAAACCAUUUAUCCAGUCAUGAUUAACAUUGUUUAUGGAAGAAGCUCAGGAGAAUGUCUACCACUACAUAAUGACUUUGUACGAGAGGCAAAGUUUUUGGAAGCUUCAUUGUUUCAAUUUUGUUCAACCAUUGAAUUGCUCUGAUUCCUGUGAGUCAUAAGUUUCUGUUGUCGGGAUUAAACAGCAGAAAUUGUUUAGACGCAUCAAACUUCAGCCGUUUGCUUGAAAAAAAAAAAAUUAACUGAUUGCGUUAUGUUCC
Molecule: messenger RNA, 3018 nt
Organism: Zingiber officinale
Lineage: Eukaryota; Viridiplantae; Streptophyta; Magnoliopsida; Zingiberales; Zingiberaceae
Product: probable glucomannan 4-beta-mannosyltransferase 4
Exons: 8
Coding region: 1448-2704 (418 amino acids)
Cellular component (GO): Golgi apparatus
Molecular function (GO): mannan synthase activity
Source: RefSeq, a predicted model, not a curated record